AUGGCAGGCUUAGUUCUUAGUGAUGAAUAUUGUUACUUCAAUUCACCGUGUGUUUAUGAAUUAUUUUCAUCAAAAACUGCUUACGAUAGUGUAAGGGGUGAUAUAAGGAAUGCAAAAGUAUUACCUGGUUGUAAGCCAGUCGGAGUAUGGUCGCUUAUCAGGCAUGGCAACCGCAACCCAGGUGACUCGGUAACUAAAAAUAUGAAGACACUAUAUGAGAAGCUGGUUGUAGAAAUAAAAAAACAAUUUGAAGAGAAAACCAACGUUCAUUGUAUACAGGAUAUCGAGAACUGUGCUACAUCUGGGUGGAAUUCCACUUUAGAAGUCGCCACUAAAGACCUCACAGGAAUAGGUUACAAAGAGAUUUUUGAUAUAGGAAAGCGGAUCCGACAAACAUUUACCGACGUUUUAAGUUUCUCAAACAACAGCUUUUACUUUAGAUCUACAAAUGAACAAAGAACUAUUACUAGUACGAUCGCUUUCGUUCACGGCCUUACUGAUGAGAGUAGCCUAAAUCUAGAUAACAACAUUGAUAAACCUUGGGACCAGGAUGAUGUCAUACGACCAUACGAAAAUUGUACCAUCUACCAAAAGGACGUGAAAACUGGUCAAGUACUCGAUGAUGAGAUAGCCGCUUAUUAUUCAAGCGCUGAAUUAUUAGCAGUCAGGGAUAGAGUCCAAAAACGUUUAAACAUAAAUUAUCAAAUAACUGCUGAGGAACUUUACUACUUAUACGAAUAUUGUCGUUUUCAUCGAACUUGGUCCCCUAAUCUCCGAGACCCGUGGUGUGCAUUCUUCCUACAAGAGGACCUCGAAGUGCUGGAGUACAGAGAUGACGUACGUCAUUAUUAUAGAAAUGGCUAUGGAUCAAAGAUAAAUAUCAACUUAGGAAGUGCGGUUUUAAAAGAUUUGUUUGACAACUUUGAUACUCUCACUUCUACUGGGGGAGAGAAGUUUAUCGCCUAUUUCACACAUGACACGAUGAUUGAAAUGACGAUAUGUGCUCUUGGACUAUAUAAAGAUUCGAAACCACUACGAGGAUCGUUUAGAGAUGUGAACAGAUUAUGGCGAACCAGUCUUAUGAGUUCUUUUUCUGCGAACAUCAUAGCUGUUUUGUAUAGAUGCAACGAAUCAAACGAAACACAUCGAGUUCAAUUCUUUUUGAAUGAGAAAAAUACUAAUAUUUGUCCUGAAGAUGGCUGCACUUGGGAGCAAUUCGUGAACAAGUUCCAGGUUUACUCAAACUCCAGCAUUGAGAUCUGCUCUGAUAACGAGUACGCUUUUCACCAAACGAACAGUGGUUACAUACAUACAUAUUUUACAAUGAAGCUAUUAAUAUUAUUGUCGAUAUUAGUUAGUUUUAGAUUU
Messenger RNA from Brenthis ino (lesser marbled fritillary), 1368 nucleotides. Lineage: Eukaryota; Metazoa; Arthropoda; Insecta; Lepidoptera; Nymphalidae. The record is from the annotation of a GenBank genome assembly.